Messenger RNA from Fusarium verticillioides 7600, 1003 nucleotides. Its product is annotated as DNA-directed RNA polymerase II subunit RPB4. The record is from RefSeq and is a predicted model, not a curated record. Lineage: Eukaryota; Fungi; Ascomycota; Sordariomycetes; Hypocreales; Nectriaceae. The transcript has 3 exons. Gene Ontology annotation, cellular component: RNA polymerase II, core complex; P-body. Gene Ontology annotation, molecular function: nucleotide binding; translation initiation factor binding. The coding region runs from base 177 to 653 and encodes 158 amino acids. Gene Ontology annotation, biological process: mRNA export from nucleus in response to heat stress; transcription initiation at RNA polymerase II promoter; nuclear-transcribed mRNA catabolic process, deadenylation-dependent decay.
CUCUGGAGUCUUCUAGGUUCGUCUUUCAACUUUCAAUAAUUCACAUCCGACUUUUCUAAAUUCGAAUCUGAUUCAUUCGCCAAGUUUCCCCCAACAUCCGCGCAUCGAGUGCAGAAACGCAAAUAUCGCGCGAUCGAAAAACUAGCUUCAGCGCAUCCUAUACAAUUGCUCUCGCAAUGGAGGAUGAACAACAAAUCCCAGCUGCUGCCGCGCCUAGAAAAGUCAACCACCCUCGCACCUCUCGACCCAAGCCCGCGGCUCCUGGUAAUGAGGAAGCUUCCGCAGUUCUGAACCUUGGCGAGUUUCAAGAUGUCGACACCUUGACGCUCUCCGAAGCUGCGCUGGUUCUAAAUGCCCUCCACGCGAAACGAAAGAACGAUCGUAGGAACGUCAACAACACCGAGAUGCUAAACUCGACUUUGACCUACCUCGAUAACUUUGCGCGAUUCACUCAGAAGGAGAACGUAGAAGCUGUGGAACGCCUUCUUAGCGCACAUAAGAACCUCGCCAAAUUUGAGCGUGCACAGCUGGGUUCUCUGUGCUGUGAGGGAGCCGACGAGGCCAAGACACUCAUCCCUUCACUGGCCGACAAGAUUUCUGAUCAGGACCUUCAGGACCUCCUCGAUGAGAUCUCUAAGCUACAGAAUCGGUAAAAGGCUUACCUACCAACGAGAUCUGACGAUAUCUACCCAAGAACGGCGUAACUAUUACAGAUUGGUUAUCACAUAUCUAUUUUUGACAUCAAGAAUGACAGGGAGACUUUGGAGGUGGGAGAUAAAUCUCGAGACCCGAGGAUAACGAAUUAUCUUGCAUUUGAGGCGCAUAGCGGGGAUAAGGGACACCGCACAUUGUAUUCAGGGGAUGCAGAGUCAUUCUCUUAUAAUUUUCCAGGUUUGAUAUCAAGAUGGCAUGUUCGUUACCUGGAGAACUUGGGACGCUUUGCUCUUGCACUACUGAUGUUUUAUGACAAAAAACUAAUAAAUCGAUUUGCUUCAAUCUCGGU